CAUGUCGUAAAUGUCACGUAUCAACAUAUAUGCCGGUUGCGGGGCGUACCGAGCUGAGGAGAGGGUGAAAUAGCCUGAGUUGCAGCCCAGUUGAAGUCUACUCUACCUCGAAUUUGAUAAGCCUUAGAAGUUAACCUGCCAUCAUGCCGAAAAGAGUACUAUGCUCGUAUGGGAUUGACGUGGAUUCUGUGAGUGGCUGGUUGAACACUCGCGAUGGCACUCCCACGAAUCCAACCGACAUCUCUCGCGGCGUAUUUGGUGCUACCGUUGGCAUCGACCGCCUCCUCAAGCUCUGGGACAAGUAUAACAUCAAGACGACCUGGUUCACACCAGCACAUUCAGCAGAGUCGUUCCCCACCCAAAUAAGGAAGAUCGUCGACAAGGGACAUGAAAUCGGAUUGCAUGGUUAUACGCAUGAGUUCGUGUCGACGCUAAACGAACAGCAGCAGAGAGAUGUGCUAGAGAAGAGCAUACAGGUCUUGACAGAUCUUGUGGGUAAGAAACCGAGGGGUUGGACAGCUCCGGCUUGGAGCACGAGUAAGGAGACGAUUAAGCUGCUUGAGGAGUUUGGAAUUGAGUACGACCACUCUUUCAUGCACCACGACUCCCAGCCCUACUACGUCCCUUCUCCGGACCUUAGCACAUACACCGAGACUGACGUCUCCAAACCGGCCUCUCACUGGAUGACGCCCAUGUCCACCCUCAAAACUUCCUCGGUUGUCGAAAUCCCCGCAAACUGGCACCUAGAUGACUGGCCGCCCUUCCAGCUGUCCCUCUCGCAAGCCAGUACGCAUGGCUACGUGGACACGGCUACCAUCGAACGCUUAUGGAAAGAGCAGUUCGAGUACCUGUAUCGGGAAUGCCCAGAGGAUGGGAGCUUUGUGUUCCCGAUCAGCAUUCAUCCGCAGGUUAGCGGGAAGCCGCAGGUUAUAUUGUUGCAUGAGAGGUUCAUUGAAUGGAUCAAUGGACAUAAAGGGGUGGAGUGGGUCACCAUGGAGCAGAUUGUGGAUGAAUUCAAGAGUGGGAAGUUGGCUGGGGUUUCUGUUGAGGGAGGGGCGGAUAUCUAACGUAAACUGAAGUAUGAGGCGGAGCUCGUGUCGGUGCAUCAACAGCCGGUUCACUAUGUUCUACAAUGCCUAGUUGGCCAAGCUUUUCAUUCCUACCUUCCUUUUUCAGCACUGCAUGCUUAAAGAUGGUAGCUCGGUAAUGGUGGCAUGAAACCUUUCUAAGUUUCCGUGUGACCUCACCCUGCAUAUCUGCCAUGCUGGCUGGAUCCACUUUAGAGGGCCCUUGUCAUUCGGAGCAAGGCGCAACACACAGCCCGUCGUCGUAGUCCGACGCAGUUGGAUACGAAAUAUCUCGAAUGAGAGUAAAAUACGUCAAGG
Cucurbitaria berberidis CBS 394.84 is the source of this 1385-nucleotide messenger RNA. RefSeq names its product glycoside hydrolase/deacetylase. Gene Ontology annotation, molecular function: hydrolase activity, acting on carbon-nitrogen (but not peptide) bonds. Bases 144 to 1067 code for a protein of 307 amino acids. Gene Ontology annotation, biological process: carbohydrate metabolic process. The transcript is spliced from 3 exons. Lineage: Eukaryota; Fungi; Ascomycota; Dothideomycetes; Pleosporales; Cucurbitariaceae. The record is from RefSeq and is a predicted model, not a curated record.